Molecule: messenger RNA, 3861 nt
Organism: Peniophora sp. CBMAI 1063
Lineage: Eukaryota; Fungi; Basidiomycota; Agaricomycetes; Russulales; Peniophoraceae
Source: the annotation of a GenBank genome assembly
AUGGCGCCUAAAAAGUCUGAUAAGCCUCAGAGCGACUCGCCUUACGUCGCGUCCAACAUCUUUGCCGAUACCCAAGUCUCGAAGCUGGCGGAGGAGUUCCGUACCAAGCGUCCGGUCUUGCGAUGCGUCUCAAGCCUUCUGCCGAAGCUUCCCUUCCAUUCUUCUGCGAUAUACAAGCAGCCUCGCUUGUAUGAUUGGCUAUGUAACAAUACGGAGCCCGUGUCGCGCGACGGGGACUUUCUCUUUGAAUUUGCGAGAUAUCUUGACUGGUGGGAGCGUUCUGCGGUCUACUCGGAUCCACCUGAGGGACGGGAUCGCCGUAAGAAUAAGGAGAUACGGCUUUUGAUCAGACGUUUUGGGCUGGGGGAGGAUGUGGCGUCGCCUGCUCCCGACCAGUUUCUGGCCAUCAAUGGUCAGGCCGGAUUGACCUGGACGGACACGCAUCAGUGGCUGUUCCUGCUCCGGUGGUUCGACAUUCUAGCUAAGCUUCGUAAUGUUGAGGACCCCACGUUUGAUCGUCGUCCUCCUCUUCCGAGUCGCUUCAUAUACCUGGCUAGUCGUUUAACACCGAUCUGGCUUUCUAUGCGGCUUGACUGGCAGCUCGCUGUGAAGGACGCUUGUACGAUCAUUCGGGCGGCGCACGGUGUUGUCGAUGGUGACUCCGGGUCAUCGUUCUUGGAGAUCACGAACUCAGUCGCUUCUGCGGACACGGCGACGGUCGCCACUGCUAGCCCUUAUGGACGCGCUCCUGCAUGGGUUCGCUACUCGUCGACGGCAGAGGAGGCAGCUCAAGCUCAAGAGGUUGCUCGAGAAGUUGUUGCGAAGCAGGCCAUGUCUCUUGACGCUGUCUUCGCAAAGUUUGACCAGAUGUCUUUGACGUCCGCCUUCGACCGCCUCAUUCCUCAGGUCAAGUCCGCUGAGGAUCAAAAUCAGUAUAUCGCCAUUACGAUCAACAUUCAGAUGGCGGCGCUGGUGGUCAAUUACAUCCAAACUAACGUUCGAGAGGGCGUGGAGAAUUUUCAGUUGCGCGACAUUACAUCUCGUGUCCCUGCCGAGAUGAAAGCGGACUGGAAGACUGCGCGAUACAUAUACCAGCCCUUCGUCAUCAUGAUCAUGUACUCGCCGCUAUUCGUUUUGGCAAAGAGUCGUUUAUACUCCUCUCCGCUUCCUUCGUUCUCUCAUGCCCUCGAGAUAUUCAAAGCGAUGGGUAAUGUAGGCAAGCCACCGGCCUUAGAAGCUCUGGAGUCCAGUAUCUGGGCGAUGGUUUUGCAGGUCGCUCACGGUUCUGCCGUUGCUGAUGUACUGCCCGUCUACGUCUCCGCUUGGUAUAACUCGAUCGGAAUAGACGCGGUGACUGAAUGUAAGUCCUGGCUGGACGACCUUGGAUCGAAAGCUGCUGCUCCUUCGGAUGCGCGUAUUCAGGAUUGGAGCGAUGAGGACGAGAUUAAGGUUGUUCGGGACUUCACUGCUCAGCGCGACGAACUUCGGGAUUGGAAGCCUGACGUUCUGAACAUGAACGGCAAGCGCCGCGCUUCUAGCCCCCCUGUACACCCUCCUGCCAAGCGCUCGGCUAAGAAGAAGGGGGCAAGCAAACGGGAGCCCUCGCGUCCUCGUUCUGCCCGAAAGGACAACUCGACUCGCGGUUCUCGCAGCGCUGGUGCGGGGGGCGUAGACGACGCCGAUGCAAGCGACGCACGCUCUGCGCGGUCGAAGCGUCGUGGGGAAGCGAAUGCGCAACCUCGCGUUGCUAAAGGCGGUCAAUCUGAGCGCGUCAAUGAUAAGUCUCGUAGCAACAAGCACAAGGCCGGCAGGGCGGGUCGUGGCAAGGGCGCACCGCAAGACGAGGACGCGCAGUCUGACGAAGACGUUCAGCCUGACAAGGACGCGCAGCGUGACGGAGACGUUCAGCCUGACGAGGACGCGCAGCCUGACGGAGACGUUGAGCCUGAUGAUGAUGUGCAGCAUGAAGAUGAUGUGCAACCCGAGGCCGAUGUUCGGACUCGCGGGUCUCAGCGGCGGGACGGUGAUAUGCAGGAUAAUGAGGAUAAUGAGGACGAGGAUGGCGAUGACCUAUUUCGUGGGCGGCUUUCUCCUCUUCCUGAUGAGGCGCGCUCGCGAGACGGCUCUACAGGGGCUAACCAUCAAGGAGACAACCGGCCGUCAUCUCCAAUGAAUGUCGAUGGUCGUUCAGUGGAGGCUCGCGCUGAGAAAGACGCUCAUGCUGUUGACCCUCCUCGCAAGGGUGCCAAAGCAUCUAAGGCUUCAAAGAAGUCUCGGACACCUUACGUUGCUCAGCCUGUUACUGUUCCUGUUUGGACUUCUUCUGGUUUGGUCGAGAGAACGUGGUCGCCUGUUCGUCAGCCUACGCAUCGCCUUUUUUCUCUGCUCUCUGAGCAUACCGUGACUUCUUAUGCUCCCGGGGAUAGCGCGGGCGGUCUCAAGGUCUUUUGUGCUGAUGAUUUCGCUCGCCUUUCUUCUCAAGAGGUCCAGCGUAUAUUCCAGACGCAUAGUAUCCUUGUGCGCGGCAACACGGUGGACCCCUUCUGGGAGUGGGGUCUGGCCCCAUUUGCGGCUAUGCGCCCUAUCGCUGGCACUGUCGUUCAAGUUCAGGAUCCGGUCGCUUCGUAUGAGUCCGAUGGAUUUAACACGAUCUCAGUCACAAUUCCGGACCUCGUUAGGGCGGGGCGAGAAGACACGGCUAAACGAUGGAACUGCCUUGAUUUGCCAAUGGGUCUGGAGCGUCUGUCCCAUAUACCUCACGUUGCCGACCAUGGUCCGUUUAAUAUUUUGCUGCACGCGUAUAAGGUUUCGGGACAGGAGCCUGACGCUUACGAGGAGGGAGAGUACGCGCAAAACAUGGCUAAACUGCACUGGGCUUUGGCCGGUGUCGCGGGCGCGGACACCAUGCAGCACAUGGACGUCGGUGGAUUUGCAACUACGGUCCACGUACUGUCUGGGGAGAAGAUCUGGGCAAUUGGCAGUCGCAGGGAUGGGCGUCCGUUUCCAAACGACUCGAACUGCUUGCUCAAGGAGGAAAAGAGAGCUGAUUGGCACUCCUUCGACAAGGAUGAUAUUCGCUGGGAGACUUUCCUACUUUCUGCUGGAGAUAUAUUGUAUAUGCGGCCGUCUCCCCAUAUGGUUCACACCGUCUCCAGUUCGAUCUGCUUCGGAGAGUAUUUCUUAACCCCGCAAACGCUCGUUGACCACGUGUCUUCCUACGCCGUAACCCGCUUGGCGAACCUUGUCGUCACCAACGAUGUCUUCCAGUCUGGCCCAGUCCUCUUAGCGAUCGCUUCAUGGUGGUGGAACGGGGACCUGGGGUGCGAUGACGAUUGUCAUGACCCGAUAGCUCGCGCUUCUCGACCUGCUCUCGAUGACAACCCCGCGGUAUACGUCGCCCUUCUCGCCCUUUACGUUUUUCAGACCACCCUCGCGGUUGACACGUAUGAGUCGGACGAAGCUGCUGAGCUUGGAGUCACUAUGGAUGUAGUCGGCGAUCGUCUUUAUCGCGAGCCAUGCGCACAGCUGCACGAGUGGGUGCUUCGUCAGGGUAUCGUUGCUCGUGCAGGGGAGGACGUCGAUCCUGAGAUGGACGACGACGACCGCGUCGAACUCCUUCGCGACAUCAUUCUAGACUUUGGCCGGGGACUGCACGUCAUGGCUGUGGCGCAUGCAAGUACCGAGCCCAAGUUCUGCAUGGCUCCUCUCAUCUCUCGUCUGGAGCAAGACGCUCUAGCCGCGUAUGGCGCGCCUCUGAAAUCUUGGUUAGAUAUGCUGGACUACGAUCGUCGCCCCCUCAUACCAGAUGUUCAAUUUGUGCUCUCGCCUCGUCCUGACAUUGAAUUUGAUUUUGAGGAUUGA